Messenger RNA from Dentiscutata erythropus, 190 nucleotides. NCBI's taxonomy places the organism in Eukaryota, Fungi, Glomeromycota, Glomeromycetes, Diversisporales, Gigasporaceae. The record is from the annotation of a GenBank genome assembly.
AAAAAGAUAAAACAUAUUGGAACUGUAUUAUACGAGAAAUUACUGAAGAAUUGAAAUUUAAAAUGAAACCCGAACGAUUACAGUUCAUCAAAACACACAGAUACCUUUCCCAUAAUAGAUCUGGAACUCAACCAGCAAUAACCAGCGAUAAUGAUUAUACAAAAUCACCAUAUUACGUUGAAAUAGCAAU